This is a messenger RNA of Microdochium trichocladiopsis, 396 nucleotides long. RefSeq names its product mitochondrial 54S ribosomal protein YmL38/YmL34. The coding region runs from base 1 to 396 and encodes 131 amino acids. Gene Ontology annotation, cellular component: ribosome; mitochondrial large ribosomal subunit. The record is from RefSeq and is a predicted model, not a curated record. The transcript has 3 exons. Lineage: Eukaryota; Fungi; Ascomycota; Sordariomycetes; Xylariales; Microdochiaceae. Gene Ontology annotation, biological process: translation. Gene Ontology annotation, molecular function: structural constituent of ribosome; large ribosomal subunit rRNA binding.
AUGAUUCAAUUAAAGUCCAUGCUCAACUGCAUCGACAAUUCGGGCGCCUCGCUCGUCGAAUGCGUCAUGAUUGUCGGCCGCAAGAGACACGCCUCGAUCGGUGACAGGAUAGUAGCAGUCGUCCAGAAGAACCGCAACUCGUCCGAGGCGGGCAUGAACGCGUCGAGCGCGGCGGGCAAGGUGAAGCGCGGCGACAUCCGGCACGCAAUCGUCGUGCGAACCAAGAAGAAGGUCCAGCGGCCCGACGGCAGCGUGGUCCGCUUCGACGACAACGCCUGCGUGCUCAUCAACAAGGCCGGCGACCCGGUCGGCACACGCGUCAACAGCGUCGUCGGCGCCGAGCUGCGGAGGAAGAAGUGGGCCAAGAUAUUGAGUAUGGCGCCGACACAUGCGUAG